Molecule: messenger RNA, 651 nt
Organism: Cyphellophora europaea CBS 101466
Lineage: Eukaryota; Fungi; Ascomycota; Eurotiomycetes; Chaetothyriales; Cyphellophoraceae
Exons: 1
Coding region: 1-651 (216 amino acids)
Source: RefSeq, a predicted model, not a curated record
AUGCGCAACGCAACCCCACUCUUCGCCAUCCACCACAAAGGCCACAGCCUCUCCUCCGAGCCAACGCUGAAACUCGUACGCAGCGACGGCCAACAGCUCGGCACCGCCAACUUCCACACCUUCUCCACGCGCAUCGACCUGGCCCUCGGAGGUAAUCACGGCGCCGCCCCUCCUCUCCUUAGCUACAAACCCACCCAACCCCUACCACCCGCCUGCACGCCACCAGGCCAGACCUGGCGCUGGGAAGUCGCAGCCAUGGGCCCCAAGCGCGCGGUGGCGCGCCUCAUCGCCACGCCCGACUCCGCCGGCAAGCGGUCAUCGCGGUGGACCGGCCGGAAGUCGAAGGGUAAGGCGCCCCUGGGCGAAGUGGUGGCCGUGGUGUGGCUGGAGGACAAGCUGAAGAGCGGGCGCGUCGAGGUGCAUCAGCCAGGGUUGCCGCAAAGCUUGUUUGAGCUGGUGGUGUUGAGUGCGGUGGCACAGAUGGCGGAGAUGCGGCGCAACGUCAAGGAGGGCAAGAAGCAGCUAAGCGCGGAAGCAUUGGGGGCUUUGGGCGAAUCGGUGGGGAACUGGGGCGAUGCUUCUGGAGGGAGUGGAGGGGAUGGCGGUGGUGGCGGAGGGGGAGAUGGUGGUGGUGGCGGCGGAGCGGUCUAA